AUGAAUCAAAAUCCAAUACUCAUACAGAGACAUCACCAUCGCAAAACUUUUGCACAGAAGGCACCUCCAGUGCCCUUGUUUCUGAUACAUGAUGGAGGUGGAACGGUUUUCUCUUACUUCCAUCUACGGCCCCUCGGGCGUACUGUCUACGGAAUCUCCAACCCUAAUUUCGGAACUGAGUUGACUUGGGAAAAUGGCAUCGCAAGCAUGGCGGAACACUACGCCAAGUUGAUCAAAACGACUUAUCCUUCAGGCGAUAUACUCCUAGGUGGCUGGUCUCUCGGCGGCCUUAUUGCUAUACAGAUUGCACAGCUUCUAUCCAGUGAUCCUGAGCUAGACGUGACUGGUAUCGUCAUGAUUGAUAGCACAUUUCCUGUAGAAGGAGAGCCCACCAAGGUGCGCAGAAUUGCCUUCUUGGAAGAAACGUCUACAAGGCCAGACAUGGCAGAGAAGACACGAAAGUGUAUGAACGAGGCUCGACUACAAAGCAGGCAAUGGAAGCCUCCGGUCUGGCGGAGUUCCGCAACUCAGUUGCUGGAUGGUCAAACCCAGACGACAAAAGUGCAGAUCAAUGAUACUACAUCACCUCUAUGCCCUCCCGCAAUCCUAAUUCGGGCCACCGACCUCCAGAGCAGUCCGGAUUCGAGUAGGGCAUCUGACAGUGAGGCAUCCGAGGACGGUGGAACUCGAGCGUUAGGGUUUGACAAAUAUGAGAACUUCAACCUUCGACAUGCGGUAGAUACUUCUGGUGACCACUUCAGUAUCUUCAACAACGAGAAUAUCGAUGGGCUGAGCCAAAAGCUCAAAAAGGCAUGCGACACGCUGGCAAUGAAGUCCCAGAAUAUUUAUAUAAAGAAAGGUUUAGCAAUAAUUUCUACACGAGUACUGGAGACGCCUGGCUUAGGCAACGUGUAG
Messenger RNA from Venustampulla echinocandica, 915 nucleotides. RefSeq lists its product as uncharacterized. Gene Ontology annotation, biological process: biosynthetic process. NCBI's taxonomy places the organism in Eukaryota, Fungi, Ascomycota, Leotiomycetes, Helotiales, Pleuroascaceae. The coding region runs from base 1 to 915 and encodes 304 amino acids. The record is from RefSeq and is a predicted model, not a curated record. The transcript is spliced from 3 exons.